Molecule: messenger RNA, 1190 nt
Organism: Mugil cephalus (flathead mullet)
Lineage: Eukaryota; Metazoa; Chordata; Actinopteri; Mugiliformes; Mugilidae
Gene: dpm2
Product: dolichyl-phosphate mannosyltransferase subunit 2, regulatory
Exons: 4
Coding region: 59-310 (83 amino acids)
Biological process (GO): GPI anchor biosynthetic process
Cellular component (GO): endoplasmic reticulum membrane; dolichol-phosphate-mannose synthase complex
Molecular function (GO): enzyme regulator activity
Source: RefSeq, a predicted model, not a curated record
AAGGAGAAGACGAGGACGAGGAAACGUAGCAAAUAAAUAAAAUAACAGGCUUCCCGUAAUGGCUACAGGAGUGGAUCAAGCAGUUGGCAUGAGUCUUGUUGUCUUCAGUAUCCUACUGUUUACAUACUACACACUCUGGGUCAUUGUCCUGCCUUUUGUGGACAGCCAUCACAUACUGCACAAGUACUUUCUUCCUCGAGAGUACUCAGUCAUUCUGCCUGGCAUUGCAGCUGUAAUAUUGCUCCUCUUUAUAGGGGCUUUCACUGCAGUUGUCAUGUUGAAGAAUCGAAAGCCAAAGAAAGUUGACUAAUUUCAGAUGAUAAUUAUAUAUGUAUAUCUAAUUCUGAAAAAAAUCAUCCUCUCUGCUGACUGCACAACCAAAAACCAUAGUUCCAUUUCCAAAUAGUCCUUGAAGCAUUGCUAACUAAGUUGUGACUUAGUAUUGUGACUAGUGUCAAAUUUGAAAACUCAGAACGCUUUGGUGUACCCAGGCACAGCAAAGCAUGGACUGGUAAACAUACGCCCCUUUCAUAACUGCAGUGUUAAAACAUUUUUGGUCAUUACCUUGGGGAGCUGUUGGUAGAAUGCAAACAUUAUAAAACUUCAGUUGAACUGGACCUAAUUCUCCAGACAUUACCUGGAAUUGAUGUGUGAAAACAACCAAAGACUAAAUCUGCUUACACUAAAGUUGAUGUCAUGAGAAUAAUUUCACACAAAAAAAUGUAUGGGGCUUUUAGUUUCAGUUUGAUUUGUUACCUUACUAGUUAAUUUGUUCAUUCCUUUUCUGUAACCGCUUGUCCUGUAGGGCCAUGUCCUGGCUGUCAUCGAGUGCCGGGUAUACCCUGGACAGGUCUUACUAGUUCAAAUUUAAGUUAAUAAUGAAAAAUAGACUUAACAUAAGACACCUAUAGUGGUCAGUUUUUUUAAAAAUGUAAAAGUGCAGCUGAAAUCUGUUUCUGUCUCAUAUACUUGAUGUAAUCUAGUCAUUAAUCGUAAUAUUAAAGAAGUUGGAAAAUUGGCACUGUAUAAAAUAUAUGCCAGAAUAAUCUGCAAAUACAGUUACAGACUGUAUGGAAAUUAUUUUUUGCAAUGUUUGAAAUGCAUAAAUUGGUUAUAAAUUUUGUCUGCAAUUAAGCUGGAAAUGCAGCCAGUGGGCCUUUCUUUUCAAUAAAAUGUGAAGCUGGGGUUCA